Molecule: messenger RNA, 3090 nt
Organism: Trichoderma harzianum CBS 226.95
Lineage: Eukaryota; Fungi; Ascomycota; Sordariomycetes; Hypocreales; Hypocreaceae
Exons: 1
Coding region: 476-2752 (758 amino acids)
Cellular component (GO): nucleus
Molecular function (GO): RNA polymerase II CTD heptapeptide repeat phosphatase activity
Source: RefSeq, a predicted model, not a curated record
GUCACCCUUAGCAUAUUAUUUUCUUGAUCUUUGAAGAACUGACCAAACAAACGGUCGCUCACCAACCGAGCACAGAAGCAAUCCAGCAUCUCUUACGACGCAUCCUUUGAGCAUCUUUUCCGACGCAACAUCUAUAUUGCCGGCGUUCCCACUGCGGCCGUCGCGAACUGUUUCGCCAUCCAGCAUCUCCUAGGCAUCUACACCGGGCCUCGUUUCUGCCUACAAACCUUCAGCAGCCUCGUCUGUGAGGGCCAUGGGCUCGGAUACCGUCGCUGUCGCUACCAGGAUUGCGCACAGGGAAGCCUUUUAGGACCGUUUUGCAGCAAGCAAUUGAGGCCUCAAUUGCUGUCGCGGUUGUCCGUCGCCGCCGAUCGCGCUAGUCGGGAGCUCGAGGAGCUUAGCUCUGCCUUGGAGCUUGCAAAAAAGGAGACACGACACGCGCAAAGCACGGAGAUCUCGAAGCGCGCAGCCCAUCAUGUACGACAAGGUGGUCUCUCUGGGCUCGCGCCUACACUAUCCCAUCACCAUCACCAAGCUGCUCAAGUCGGCGGGCGAUUCCGUCAAGAAGCAGGAGACCAUCAUAGAGUACAAGUUCACCUGGCGACGCAAGAUUGGCGACGAUGAAUGGGUCGAUGAGACUACGUAUACCGAGUUCGACAGCCCUGCCGAGGGUACCCUGAAAGAAUGGCGCAUCAAGGAGGGGCAGACGAUUGCCGCCGACAUGCCGUGCAUGAUGGUCGAGGAGGCCUGCGGACACGAGGUCCAGAUUCAGGGCCUGUGUAGUGUCUGCGGCGCUGACAUGACCGAGGUCAACUGGGCCACCGAAGAACGAGACACAGACCGGGCCAUGAUCAACAUGACGCAUGACCAGACCGGCCUGAUGGUGAGCAAAAACGUUGCGAAGAGGGCAGAGCACGAUACACAGAAGCGCCUGCUGCGCCAGCGGAAGCUCAGUCUGGUGGUCGACUUGGAUCAGACCAUUAUCCAUGCGUGCAUAGAGCCAACUAUUGGAGAGUGGCAGCGUGAUCCGACAAAUCCCAACCACGAAGCCGUCAAAGAUGUCAAGAGCUUCCAGCUCAACGAUGACGGCCCCAGAGGGUUAGCUAGCGGCUGUACCUACUACAUCAAGCUACGACCGGGUCUCCAGGAGUUCCUAGAAGCUGUUUCUACCAAGUACGAGCUACACGUGUAUACCAUGGGAACCCGCGCAUAUGCUCUAAAUAUUGCGCGGAUCGUCGACCCGGACAGGAAGCUCUUUGGCAAUCGUGUCAUUAGCCGUGACGAGAACGGAAGCAUUACGGCAAAGAGUUUGCAGAGACUGUUCCCGGUUAGUACGGACAUGGUCGUCAUCAUUGACGAUCGUGCGGACGUCUGGCCCAUGAACCGGCCAAAUCUGAUCAAGGUCGUACCGUAUGAUUUCUUCAAGGGAAUUGGAGAUAUCAACUCGAGUUUCUUGCCAAAGCGGCAGGAUAUUCUACCUGCCCCUGGAAAGUUAAACGGCGUAGUGCCAAAACCCAGCGCCGAAAACGCUUCGAGCGAAAAGGUCUCACCACUUGAUGAGCUAGCUCGGAUGGGUGGCGACGAGGCCAGCUUAAAGGUUCAGGCGGAGGAGCAGGAGAAGACCCUAGAGAAGCAACUGACUGAUCGCCCAUUGCUGCAUAUGCAAGAGGAGUUGGACAAGGAGGACGAGAAACAAGACUCCGAAGGUGGUGCCUCUCCGAGUAUUCACCACAGACAGCUAUUAAGUGACGAUGACGAGGAGCUUGUUACCUUACAAGACCACCUUACUGAUCUCCACGCUGCUUUUUACGACAUGUACGAUAAGAAGAGGGAGGAGAGGAAGAAAUCAGAGGGUACCCACCCGCCUGGACAUACCAAAGCGCGGAGAAAAUCUCAUCCUGACGAUGGCGUGGAUCUGUCGUUUGUUCCUCCCGUGGGAGAUAUUCUGGACGAGCUUAAAUCUAGCGUUCUCUCAGGUCUCGUCAUAUGUCUAUCUGGUCUUGUGCCACUAGGGGUGAAUAUUGAGGAGUCUGAAAUUGGAAUGCAUGCACAAAGCUUCGGAGCCCAGGUCGUGGAUAGCGUCUCGCCCCGGGUCACACACCUUGUAGUUUCUCUGGCGCGACCGAGGACCAAGAAGGUGCAACAAGCGGCCAAGAUUCCCAGUAUCAAGAUUGUGAACCAGAGUUGGCUGGCGGAUUGUCUUAGCCAAUGGCGCAGGCUAGACGAAAGCCCAUACUACAUGACCAUUCUUGAUGCCGACCGCGAGAGGUCGGAAGACACUGCAGAAACCAGUGCGGCCGAACUGGAAGACGCUGGCGUCUCUAUCAACAUGGGGGAUUUCGAUGAAGAACUUAAAGAGUUUUUGGGUAUGGAUGACGACGACGAUGACGACGAGGAUGAAGACGAGGGAGAUGAAGAAGCGGAUGAGGACGAAGAUGGGGAGAAUGAUAGCGAAACAACAGACGGUGAGGGAGACGAGACCGAUGACCCAGGGAGAAGAGGCACAAAACGCAAAACCAGAGCAUCCACCAUUGAGUCUGAGGGAGACGGAUCAAGUGUUAUUGGAGAAAGUGCGCUGGCAAAGAAACAGCGGGUGUCCCGGAGUAGAGGAGCCUCCGCAUUGCGAGCCGUACUUACCCCAAACGGCGAUAAUGGUGAAAGCGAUGAACCUGCGCCUCGAAGCACAGAAAUCGACAAUUUCGACGAGCUAGAGCGAGAACUGCUAGCGGGGCUUGAGGCUGCUGGCGAUUAGAAGUUGAGGUUGAAGUUGAAGCCGAAGGCGAUUCGCAGAUGCAGACGCAACCUGGCUUUGGAUUUCAUUGUUUUAAAAAAGAAAACAUCUGGCCGGCGCUUUUUUGUGUUAGAGUAGUUAUUGGGAAAUCUGGGUCAAGGUGUUUUUUCUUGUUUGAGCUUUUGUUUUCGGUUUCUUUUUUUCUUCUAGUAGUUUUCUUGCUUGUUCGUAUUUUUCGAAUACCCAUUCUUUGGCCGGAAGGGGAAAGCAAUUGAGCAUUUCUCAAUGAAAAAGACCUAAUUCUUUGACCCCUGUGAAGUGAUGCUACUUUCGCAAUGUGAUGAUAGCACGGAGAUGUA